AUCUAUCUAUCGCGCGUGUUUUAAUUGUUAUCUAUCUUUGAAGGAAUUAAGAAUUGAUGCGUAUUUUGUGCUGCUUUUUGUACUUGUGCAUAAUCUGUAGUAUUUACUUGAAGUCCAAAGUUUGUAUUUGUUUACCGUACCUUUAUCAUUCUCGGCUACCCCUUUAUAUCUUUUUGUCACCUAAGCAAGAGAACUAGUAGCAUGCUUGGUUUCACGUUUCAAACGUAAUUUUAAAAAGCUAAUUAUUACAGCAACUUUCACAUCCCAAACGUGAUUCCUUCUUUAUGAAUUUCCAAAUACGCUAUAAGUUGUAGAGCUUAUUCAACUCUAACAUGUCUACAAUAUUUGACGCCAUAAACUUUUUCUUCUCUGGUUCAGUCCCUACCAAACACAAUUGUCCACAUUUAUGGGAUAUUCAGUGGGGAUUGAAUUGUUUAAUCAGCAUUUCUUAAAAUGCAUCCACCCCCUUCUUUCAUUUAAUCCAGCUUCUAGAUUGGUUACAUCACAAGGGAGGCUUGGAGAUUUCUUUAUUCUUCUGGUCUUACCAAUCAAAUUGACCUUUUUUUGCUUUGCCCCGGUAUGAUUCCUUGUGAUCAACGUCACUUGUUAAUGGUGCAUGCAAUAUGAAUAAGUAGUGUAUGGAACAGUGCCACCAUAAGGUUUCUUUUGUUGUAUUCUUUCUUAUAACAUGGUAGCAGCGGAGGAUUUCUGCACCUUUACGGCAUUUUUCUUAUGAAGCUUUCUCUAUAUGUGUAUGCACCAAAUCGCCGCACUGAUAAGUCCAUAGAGCAUGGAUGCUACAUCCUCACCGUUUGUUUCCUCAAGAAGAAUGGGUGUAUAUGAUCCUAUCCACCAAAUUAGCACGUGGGAAGAAAAUUUCAAAAGUAAUGAUACUAAUAAUUUAACUGUAUCCACAUCCAUAAUUGGGGAGGUGGACAUGAAGUUAGAUAAUCAGUUUCAGGUGCAAUCAGAGGAUGAUACUCAUGGAAUAUUUGGCACAUCUGUGAAGUACGACCAAGACACUAACAGACUUACUGAUAAGACACAACGACGUCUAGCACAAAAUCGAGAGGCUGCUCGCAAGAGUCGAUUGAGGAAAAAGGCAUACGUGCAGCAGUUAGAAUCAUGUCGUUUGAAGCUCUUGCAGUUAGAGCAAGAGGUAGAUCAUGCAAAACAACAGGGAUUGUAUAUUGGCAACGGAUUGGGUUCUAAUAAUUUGGGUUUUGCUGGCUCUGUAAAUUCAGGAAUAACCCUUUUCAAGAUGGAGUAUGGAAACUGGGUGGAGGAACAAAAUAGACAAAUUUUGGAACUGAGAACUGCUUUAAGUUCUCAUAUCGGUGACAUACAGCUCGGGACACUUGUACAAGGCAUAAUGAACCACUACACCAAACUCUUUGGCAUGAAAUCUGCUGCAGCAAAAGCAGAUGUUUUCUAUGUUAUGUCUGGUAUGUGGAAGACAACAGCUGAACGAUUUUUCUUGUGGAUUGGAGGAUUUCGCCCCUCUGAACUUCUAAAGGUUCUGGUCCCUCUAAGUGAACCUUUGACAGAGCAACAACGGUUUGAUGCCUAUGGCCUUGAAAAAUCAUGCCAGCAAGCAGAAGAUGCCCUUUCUCAAGGUAUGGAAAAACUUCAGCAAAUGCUUUCGGACUCUGUAGGACCAGGACAACUAGUUGAAGGAACCCACAUUCCCCAAAUGGAUACUGCAAUGGAGAGGCUAGAAGCUCUUGUGAGCUUUGUGAACCAGGAAAAAAGAGAGGAAGUUGUCUCUUUUCAAGGUUAAUGCGUGUUACAAGUAGAGACGAAGCUAAGGGAGAACAUGGGUAUGCCACAUGCAUAAUUCUAUAAAUAGGGGGUAAAUGGGACAAUGUAUUGUAAUUGGGUAGUUAGAGUCCGUUAGAACAGUUGUGGAAAGCUUUGUAUAUUACCCUUAUUGUGAAUAACAGAAGCAUCAGAUUUGUUGGCUCAAUUUCCUCUAUUCUUCUAUGCCAUCUUCUCUCUAUUCUUCCCCAAUUAUCCCUUGGUACCAUCGUUGGUAUCAGAGCUCGACAAUGGCAGCGAUCAAGGAAGUGGAGGAGCGAAGGUGAGUAUCGUGUCCCAACCAGACUUACUCGUCUUGAUUUUCCUAAAUUUACACAAGAUGAUGUCACUGGUUGGCUAUCAAAAUGUGAGAGGUUUUUUUCUCUUGGAGGAAAAUAAGGUUACCAUGGCUAGUAUAGCACUAGAUGAAGUUUCCUGCAAUUGGUUCCAAGGGUGAGAACAGGGUAUUGAAGGUCGUGGGACAUGGGGUAUGUUGGUAGAAGCACUUCGUAUCAGAUAAGGGUCCAUCUUUGAAGAUCCAAUGGAGCAAUUGAUGCAAUUGAAGCAAGGAGGAAGCUUGAACGAGUAUCAAGAAGAAUUUGAUGCACUGAUUUGUGAGGUGAAAUCGAGUGAACAACAGAAACUGAGUUGCUACAUGGCAUGGCUAAAACCUGAAAUGGCAGUUGGAGUGAAGUUGUUUGGGUCAAGAACACUUCUUGAAGCUACUAAGUUGGCCAAGUUUCAAUUCCAUCAAAUUCUAAGGGAAUUUUGGGAAAACCUAAUAUGCAGUUCCAUCAAAGAUUGACACCGAAGGAGUUGGAUAAACACAGGAUCAAGGGUCUUUGUUACUUUUGUCAUGAGAAAUUUGGGCCAGGAGAUGAUUGCAUUCAGAGAAGGAAAAUGUAGGUUUUCCUUAUGGAGGUAGAGGAAGAAGAAAAAGUUGAGAUAGUUGAGGAAAUUGAAUAACAAGAGGAACCUUUGAUAUCCUUAAAUGCAAUUAUGGAAAAGGUGCAGGCAAUUAGGGGGUAAGGCAAUAUUCGACCAUGAGGGUCACAGGAUGGAUAGGAAAAAAAGGAUCUUUGUACUGAUUGAUACAGGCAGUACACACAAUUUGCAGUUGGAGAUUAGGUUAUGUUAAAACUUCAGCCAUACAGACAGUAUUCCACCCAUUUGAGGAGUUCUAAAAAAUUGUCGCCAAGAUACUUUGGACCUUAUGAGAUAUAUUACAAAGAGUAGGACAAGUUGCUUACGCCCUCAAGCUCCCAGCUUCAUCUAGAAUUCAUCCCACAUUCUAUGUAUCAUUACUUAAACGUUGUCCCAAUUCAAGCAUAUCUUUGCAACAACUAUCGAAUGAGUGGGGGCAUCUAGAAUUUCCAAAAGAGCCUGAAAGAAUACUGGAUAGAAGGAUGAUACAGAAGAAGCAUAGAGCAGUCACAGAAGUAUUGGUGAAAUAGAAAGGGGAGUUAGAAGAAGAAACCACUUGGGAGACUUGGUAUGAACUGAAGAAGAACUUCCCUAUGCUUGUUUAAGCUAGCUCACCCUUGAGGACAAGGGUGGUGUUGAGGGGAGGGUACUGAUAUGCAUAAUUCUAUAAAUAGGGGUAAAUGAGACAAUUCAUUGUAAUUGGGUAGUUAGAGUCCGUUAGAACAAUUGUGGUACGCAUUGUAUAUUACCCUUAUUGUGAAUAAUAGAACCAUCAGUACGCCA
Messenger RNA from Glycine soja, 3504 nucleotides. RefSeq names its product transcription factor TGA1-like. The transcript has 9 exons. Lineage: Eukaryota; Viridiplantae; Streptophyta; Magnoliopsida; Fabales; Fabaceae. Bases 791 to 1780 code for a protein of 329 amino acids. Gene Ontology annotation, molecular function: sequence-specific DNA binding; DNA-binding transcription factor activity. Gene Ontology annotation, biological process: regulation of DNA-templated transcription; DNA-templated transcription. The record is from RefSeq and is a predicted model, not a curated record.